This is a messenger RNA of Cherax quadricarinatus, 2467 nucleotides long. The record is from RefSeq and is a predicted model, not a curated record. Lineage: Eukaryota; Metazoa; Arthropoda; Malacostraca; Decapoda; Parastacidae.
AGCCUACUACUCAACUAGACGUGUUUGAGGAAUUAACUCCAGCUCCGGGAUAUGCUAAUCACGUAGCUAUUGAGAAGGUUUCCAUUUAAUUGUGGCAGUGCUAGUGCUGAAUGUGUUCAUGGUUGCCACUCAAGCUCAAUGGCCCUUUCACUACCCAACACACACAUACAAUACAAGGUAUAGGCCAGCACAAACCACACAAUCCACUGAUAAGAAUUACAGUUUCCAUUACCAUUCCAAUGUGUCAGUUAGGUCAAAAUUCCAAACACAGUCUCCUACUCAGCAGUAUCAUUAUUCAGUUCAAUUCCCUGGCCACAGAUACCACUCUGCUCAGUACCCUGUCCAGAGAUAUUAUUUUUCAACUCAACCAAGCAUACACACUUGCCAUUUUACAUCUCGGUCUCCGCCACUGUAUACCUCCAACCAACAACCAAGGAGGAUACAGGUUUCAAACCUGUCUACUUUGUAUUUUCACAGAGGACACCAGCCUGUAAGGUACCCAUCACAGAUUACAAUAUUACAGCAGUCUCUCAACCUCCAACAACCUACCCACUACUCCACGCACCAGCUUGUCAAUCUGCUACCUAAACACAAUCACACUCAUCAGCUUGAAAGACCCCAACAUUCUGCACAUAACUUCACUAAUGAACUUGUAAGCCCCCAACAACCUACUCAUAACCAUGGUCAUCAGCCUAGCAAUGCCAAACAACAAACACAUGAAACAACCAUUCACCUUGCAAGCUCCCAACCACCUAAACAAAGGCUCACUUUUAAGCCUGUUAGUCCUCAACAACCUGUAUCUAAUAACACUCAUCAUCAUAUCAGCUCCCAAGAACCUGUACAUAAUCACACUCAUCAGCCUUUAGAAGAACAGCAAUAUGGAUAUCACCUUGAUGAAAAAACUACUACAGCGACACAACAACAGUUCGGACAUCAUCUCACUCAACAGCCAGUCUGGAAACAGCAUCCAUAUCAUCAUGUUCAGCCUUCAGAGAAAAGAUUCAAAUCAUCAUGGUACUUGCAACCUUAUCGCAUCAGACAACGGCAACACCAGCAAAAGCAUGGAGAGGCACGUUUUGAUGUGGGACAAGUUCUCUUCACAGAAGCAACCACACCAACAAGCACAUUCACAGUGCCAUUCUCAAUCAGUUCUAUUAAUACAUCAACUAAGCCUAGCACAUCAUUUGUUACAAUUGAAGCCAACAAUUCAGUUCCCAACACAGUUAUCUCAAUAAAUACAAUACCUAUAAAUAGUAUAAGAACAAACAGCAGCCCACCUGGUUUAGAUGUAACUACAACAAAGAUUUCUAGAGCUACAAACACUGGUAUAACCAGCUUUUCACCAAGUACUGUAACUUACAAUAUCAGCAAACCAGAUGUUUCAGAUAUGCUUGGAACUGAUGAUUUGAAGACUGCCAUUACUAACACUACAUCACUGCUGUUGCCUGCUGAAAAUGAUAGUGUUACAAGUGCCUCUACCAUGAAUCCCUCAAUUUGGCCAUUCACAAUGAGACCAGUACAUAUUGUUUUAAAGACUAAAAAGAAUGAACAUAUUUUGUCACCAGUCCCUUUACCUGUAAAUUGCACAGACAAUUUAUCUAAACAAAGUAAUGAAAAUACAGAAGAGAUAUUUGGCGAAGAAACUCCAGCAAUAUUAUCAGAGCUUGAUUCUAAGAGAUUCUGCCAUGAAAAGGAACUCCAUGAGAACACUCCUGUCAAUGAAAUGAAAAAUGUAGCUGAAAUCACUCAGGUUGCACCUCCUUUGCCUCAGAUAACAUCUGAAGAUAAAAAUGCUAAUGAUGCACUAAUCACCAAUUAUGCAGACUUCACAUUUCAGAAGAGUAAAAUUCCCUCCAUAAAUGAAUCCAGUGAUAGUCUGUCUUUAAAUCUUGAUAAAGACAAUAGUCUCUUAUUUCACAAUUCAUCUCCUACACUUAAUGGUUUAAGUAAUAUUUCUGCAGUAACCAAAGAAAGUAUUAAGAGCAGCGAAACAUCUAGGAUAGUUGAAGUAAUUCCUCCAAAAUUAACUGAAAGUAAUAUUGUGCAUCCUUCACUUGUUAAUAAUAAUAUUUUCCGACCACCUGUUUCAAAAAUAAUACCUGCUCAUAAUCGACAAAGGAAUGAACUUCUGGAACCAAGCGAUGAUAUUCCUUCAGGACCCUUGCAACUGACUACUACUGAGGCCUUUGCACAGAUAUUCAAUGAAUCUUCACAACCAGUUAGUGCCCCCUCAUCGUCUACAGAAACAAACAAGAGUAUUUAUCUUGUACAAAAAACAAGUAAACACCCUCAUCCAAGUGACAGAGUUCGAGUUACUCCUAAACAUAUAAAAAUGGUCAAAACUAUUGGGGGAACACAAAGAGCAAAGAGCCCAUUACCAAUAUCCCUCAUCUCUACGAGAACCUGUAGAAUUUUCACGUCAAGCAGAGGACCAAGAUGUUACACCAAUACAAAUAAAUAGCCAGCC